GAAUCCCUUUCUUUUAAUUGACUCUUAUCUCUUCUCUUAUAUAUGUGUGAUCUUACAUGGCUUUCUGUCCCUUCUGCUCCUUCCAUCCCAUUCUCUGUGCGAUCUAUCCCCAGUUGGUCACGACUCGCCACCAAUUUAUUAAUCCAAGUCAAUGAAACUGAUCUCGAACAUUUCACGAAUCCAAACUCAUCAACACCAGCAGCCGCUCCUUAACCUUUUCCUGCCUUUCGGAGGUCAAUCUCUUUGACUUUCCUCCCUUCUCUCUGCUGUACACGUUGACUGCACCGUUCAUAAAAAUCCCCAGAGGGAGCGUGAAUAAGCCAUCGUUAUUUUUACUGCCAUUGUGAUUUGCAUUCUCUCGUCGGACUCGUCGUUCUCCCUAACGAUUGACCGGGACUUCUGAUCAUUAUUACUCGAAUACGCACCGCACCGUGCUAUCCGACCCAACAAAGCCUGAGCGACUCGGACACUACUACCUACAGACAGCCAAAUACCUACCUACCUCCUCCCCUCCCAGCUUUUUUCCAUCCAUCUCCCACUCACCAAUUCGCGACCACCACGACGCAGCGCAAUUAUAUAUAACGCAAUCGUGCAAACAGAACAAAACGGCAGUGCCCAAUACCGAUUAUUUAUCAAACCCAUCGAAAUAUUAUUAACAUGUCGAUAACUUCUCAUUGAGUUUGCAUGAACGAUUAGCGGCAGGGCCGCCCCCCAAACCGAUGAAAAUGGACCCAAGACAAUUAAUCAACAAUUUGAAGCCUUCCUCGACUUCAGCGGCAACCGCCACUCACCCUCACUGCACGCCUUUCACCCUUCCUUCCAAUGGAGUUAUUAAUCUGGGUGCAUCCGAGUAUUUCACUCUCACAACCAAUGCUAUCUUCAAUCCCGAAUGUACGGGUACGGCCGAUAUUGUCCUUACCGGUGCAGGCACUCCCACUUCGUUCGUCGAUCUUCGUGAUCCCUUCUACGCUUCCACGAUACCGGCAUGUUACGCCCUCGCCGCCACGACCGUGAUUGCAUACAUGCUAGUCAUAAUGCUUUUAAUUACCCCAAGAACAUUUCUGGUCCAAGGCGCCGUGGUUCUGGGACGGCGCGGAUUCACCAAUGGUCCUUCUGGGAGUGAUGCUGGGAUUGGCAUCGGUGGCCGACCGUGGUUACAAAAGGUUGCAGCAUUAACCGUCGCAAUCUCUUUAACUAUCGCGACAGCAGACACAUUCCGUGUCGCGGAACAACAAUAUGAGCUUGGACUUAUGAAUGCGUCGGCCCUACAAGAAGAAGUCGAGGGUGGCAUGGAACUCAAGAUCAUUCGCAUCAUAUCGGACACCUUCCUGUGGCUAGCGCAAGCCCAAACUCUGAUAAGAUUGUUUCCACGACAGCGGGAGAAAAUUAUAAUCAAAUGGACCGGGUUUGCUCUGAUUUCACUCGAUGUUUUAUUCAGUCUCCUCAACAACUUUGUCUACAACGGCAAUUCACGACCCCGCCUCUUUACAGAUGCUGUACCCGCCUUAGCUUACCUCUUUCAACUUGCCCUAAGUCUGCUGUACUGCGCUUGGGUCAUAUACUAUGCUAUUUCCAAGAAGCGCUACGCCUUUUAUCAUCCGAAAAUGCGGAAUAUAUUUUUGGUCGCAAUACUAUCGUUGGUAUCAGUGCUAGUACCUGUCGUCUUCUUCGUUCUCGAUAUAUCAAAGCCGACGCUUGCUGCAUGGGGUGAUUACGUACGAUGGGUUGGAGCUGCUGCAGCCAGUGUAGUGGUAUGGGAGUGGGUCGAGCGAAUUGAAGCUCUGGAAAGGGACGAGAAAAAGGACGGAGUGCUCGGAAGGGAAGUGUUUGAUGGGGAUGAAAUGCUAGAAGUUACUCCAACAUCGGAUUGGACAAAGCGUUUCCGUAAAGAUAAUGAUGAUAAGGGAGGGACUGCUACGGGUUCUACUUGGCCAGCAAUGUCUGGGCUGGCUAAUCGCUAUAGAUCUCAUGCCACGAAUGAUCUCGAGACUGGGUCUGUUCCUGGUCAACGCACAGGCAGGCAUUUAUUAGCUGUCCGUCCUCCACUUUGGCCUACCAGACCCCAGCCUGCUGCUACACCUAUUAAUAGGGCGGAUACAGCCAGCGCCGAGAGCACUGCAUAUACAGUGAGAUACCAUCCCAUAAGCGAAGCAACUCCACCAAUCAUUAGUGGGGAUACAACACUCUCAAGAAGUAACAGUGAAGCUAUAUCCAUUAGCAGGUCCAUUAGUAAUGAGGAGGUCGACUCGGAUAAGCCGGUUGUUCUGGAGCAGACGAACCAAGCUGCUGCAGUCGCGGCAGGGCUUCAUAAUUGGCAAUGGAAUUCCCUUAAUCCUUUUAAGCAUCGAGUUCAAGGGCCUCCGGCAGAAGUUUCUUUGCAUACUGCGAAGCCUCCAACACCUUUUAGUAGUCAUGAAUCUUCGAAUAAGUGGGACGUGCGUGCUCGAAUUGAAGGUUUCGCGGCAACCCAGGCAGAAAGGUUCCGUGAGAAAACACGCCCUACAGUCGAUACAGACCCGCUUCCUCUGACGGUGAUACCAGCACCAAGUCGAAGACGUGCUGUCGCGACGGAAUCGGAGGAAUCGGAUACAGAUUCAAUCAGCCCAACGCCUGAUGAAUCUUCUCAUAUAGAGGUUACCACCUCGAGGCGAGAUAGACCUGCCAGAACAACCGAUCCUUACACUCCAGAUAGCCUUAACCAACAUUCGAUUACACAUCGCGGGAGUAUAUCAUUUGCAACUGCAGUGCAACCGGAACUAGAUCAGCGAGUUGAAAAUGCCACUGCUUCGCCGACUCUUGUAGGGAGCCGUCAAACCCCUACAUUUUCGAGUUCACGAAGUAGUCCUAUUACAGUCCGAAGUCCUGUCACACCGUCUCUUCCUCCGAUUAUAGAUGGUUUACCAGUAACAACUAUACCGGCCCCGCCGCGACGGCCAAGGGUGGAGAAUCCUUGACAUGGCAAUUCUGGUAUGAUUCUGAUUUAAGCAUGAGCAUGAGCGUGGCGUUAGGAUUUGAAUAUUUGUAUAUUGGCAUUAGGGACACCCAAAAAGGAGUUUUCCCAAAAUUACGGGCGGAUUAUGGGAGGAGGGAAAAGGAUAUGGAUAUAGAUACCACAGCACAAUGUAUACGAACUACGAUUGCGUUUACAUAUAGUAGUAAUCAAAACAUGAUACCAUGAAUCUCAUGAUGGAGUCCUGUUUCAAGCAUAGUGAAGAAUUAGCAAACCGAUCUGAUGUAAAUUCA
Botrytis cinerea B05.10 is the source of this 3243-nucleotide messenger RNA. RefSeq names its product Bcrim21 (gene Bcrim21). Gene Ontology annotation, cellular component: plasma membrane. Bases 720 to 2954 code for a protein of 744 amino acids. Gene Ontology annotation, biological process: cellular response to pH. Lineage: Eukaryota; Fungi; Ascomycota; Leotiomycetes; Helotiales; Sclerotiniaceae. The transcript has a single exon. The record is from RefSeq and is a predicted model, not a curated record.